UACUUGACGCAACGCUCAGUUCGCGUCUUAAAUCCCCUACGUUUCUGUUCCCCCCUCUUUUAACGGGAUCAGUAGACUAGUCGGAGAACAGGGAAUUUAGAUCCUUCAUUUGACAUUUUGGUCUGGAGGCCGAUGCAUUUUCGCCGUGACGUCACUGACCGUACGGAGAUGGUGCUCUCAAGAUGGCAGCAGACAUGCAGAUGUUUUUAUUCCUAUUUAAGUCAAAGUAUCGUCGAAAAUGCGGUUUUCCUUACGAACUGUUGUGUUGUUUUGUAGUAUAUUCGUGCGUAGUUACUGUGCUUUCAAGUACAAAUUGUUCCAGUGUUCAGUGCGUGAAUGGUGAAUGUAUAAAUGGGACAGGUUGCGUUUGUUUUGAUGGUUGGCAAGGACAGUUUUGUCAGUUCUGUGGGGGAAAAGUCAGGCUGUCGGGAGCGUCGGGCACCAUCCACGACGGGCUCGGCAACUACUCGUUCAACGUGAAGUGCAGCUGGCUGGUGGACGGCGGCGGGGCGCCCAACACCACCAUCCGCCUGCACCUGGAGGAGUUCGCCACCGAGUGCGGCUGGGACCACCUCUACAUCUUCGAUGGCGACAGCGUGCACUCGCCCCUGCUGGCCGUCUUCAGCGGCCUCAUGUACAAGGACGGCUACAGCAUACGCAGGAUACCGGAGGUGGUGGCCCGCUCCGGCUCGGCACUGCUUCACUUCUACAGCGACGUCGCCUACAACAUGACGGGGUUCAACAUCUCGUACAGGUUGAACUCCUGCCCGAGCCGGUACUCUCACUCCAACUGCUCGGGCCGGGGCGUGUGCAUCGACGGCGUGUGCACCUGCGACGCCCUGUACCGGGGCGAGGCCUGCGACGUCCCCAUCUGCCCCAACAACUGCAGCGGCGGGAACGGCCAGUGCAACCGUGAGAAGCACCGCUGCGACUGCCGGCAGGGCUUCAAGGGAGACGACUGCAGCCAGCUGGAGGCGGAGGGCUUCUGGGAGGUCGUGCAGCACUCGGACUUCGUGCCCGAGGGGUCGGCCUCCCACGCGGCCGUCGUGUGGAAGGACUCCCUGUACAUAGUGGGCGGCGAGUCCUACCACCGCGCCAAGAUGGUCUACGUGUACGACCUGACAGGUAAUGUGUGGGAGACGUUGCACAUGGACAGCAAGAAUGUUCCGAAGCCCAGAUACGGCCACUCAGCAGUGCUUUUUGGCGACAAGAUCUACAUGUACGGGGGCGUGCUGGAGAGCGAGGCGGUGACCGGCGAGCUGUGGGCCCUGGACCUCAGCUCCAAGGACUGGGAGAACGUCAAGGUGCGGUCGGAGCCGUGCAACACCACGGGCGGGAACGGCACCUUGCUGUGUGGACCGCUGAAGCUGGCGGGGCACACGGCGACCGUGAUCACGAACCAGGCCAGGAAGCCGGAGCGCAUGAUAGUGAUCUUCGGCCACUCCCCCCAGUACGGCUACCUCAACAUCGUGCAGGAGUACGAAUUCGGAACGCGGGAGUGGAAGGUGGCGGCCACCCAGGGCUACCCGGUGAAGGGGGGCUACGGGCACAGCAGCGCCUGGGACCCGCUCAGCCAGAAGAUCUACGUGUACGGAGGGUACGUCUCCGACGGCACCACGUCUUCCGUGCUCAGCAAUAAGCUGUACACGUACGAGCCCAACACCAGGAUGUGGACUCUGGUGAUGGCGGCCCCCUCGGCGAGGUUCCUGCACACGGCCUCCUUCGUCACGCCGGGCCUCAUGCUGGUGUUCGGGGGCAACACGCACAACGACACGGCGCACAGCCAGGGCGCCAAGUGCUACUCGGCCGACAUGCACGCCUACGACCUGCUGUGCGACGCCUGGGUGCCGGUCUCCGCGCCCGGGUACCUGCGCUCGGACCUCGCCCGCUUCGGCCACUCCGCCGCCGUCUUCAACUCCUCUCUCUACCUGUUCGGCGGCUUCGACGGCCAGAUGCUCGCCGACAUGCUCAGGUACACGCCUGGGCGCUGCGACCACCUGAAGACCAAGUCGUCCUGCCUGAACUCGAGGUUCGGAAUCAAGUGCGUGUGGGACAGCAAGGAGUCGCGCUGCCUGCCGGUGGCGGACGUGCCCCACGUGUUCCAGAUGUCCGUCGGCGACGCCCACGUCGACACCGAGGGAGUCGAGAUGUUCAGCUGGUGCCCGGACGAGAGCCGCUCCUCGGGACUGCUCAGCAAGGAGCUGUGCCUGGCGCAGUCGAGCUGCGUGGCGUGCGUGCACACGUCCCACCAGUGCGUGUGGUGCGGCAGCGGCGUGUGCAGCCACAAGAAGUGCCGUGGCGUCGGCGCGCCCGUCCACUCCGCCUCGCCCGGCUCCGUCCGGGUGGACUUCUCUCAGCAGCAGCAGUGCGAGGCGAGCGACGGCUCCGUCUGCCCGCUGUUCAGCAGUUGCCAGGCCUGCAGCGUGCACCACCAGUGCCACUGGGACGGCUACAAGAGCCGCUGCAAGGCCGUCGGCAACGCCACCGCGGGCGAGGCUCAGGACCCGGUCCCGUGCAUCGGGCCGACUGCGUGCGCGGAGCUGACCUCCUGCAUCAACUGCACCAACGAGGAGUGCAUCUGGUGCCAGAACGAGGGCCGCUGCGUCGACAAGAACGCCUACACGGCCUCGUUCCCGUACGGCCAGUGCCGCGAGUGGACCACGCAGAAGAGCCACUGCCGCACCGCCGGCCCAGGCAAGUCAGUGUGCAACUUCUACCCGACGUGCGCGGAGUGCCGCACGGACCCGGCGUGUGGCUGGUGCGACGACGGCUCCGGCACGGGCCUGGGCACCUGCCUCCCGGGGGGCAACCACGGCCCCUACGGACCCGAGUUCUCCUGCUCGCUGGACCACUGGUACUUCACGCAGUGCCCCGCCUGCCAGUGCAACGGCCACAGCACGUGCGCCAACGACUCGAGCCUGUGCAACCAGCCGUGCGCCAACCUGACCCACGGCCCGCACUGCCAGCACUGCGUCGUCGGCUACUACGGCAACCCCGUCAACGGCGGGAAGUGCCACCUGUGCGAGUGUAACGAUCAAGGGAUGGAGUGCCACUCGGAGACAGGCAAGUGUUUCUGCACCACCAAAGGCAUCACAGGAGACCACUGCGAGCGAUGUGACACUCAGAACCACUACCACGGCGACCCGACCAAUCACGGCUCCUGUUUCUAUGACCUGACGAUAGAUUACCAGUUUACCUUCAACCUCUCCAAGAAAGAAGAUAGGCACUACACGCAAAUAAACUUCAAAAAUAGCCCACCGAAGCCCGAUGUAGAUGCCGACUUCUCCAUAACCUGUUCAGUUAUGGCUAAGAUGAACAUCACACUUAAGACACCGAACAGCCCCGAGAAGCCCCUGCUCAUGGACCACAACUGCACCUCGUUCCGCUCGCGCUUCAGCAAGACGGAGCACAUAUUCGGGGUGGAGGACAACAUGACCCUCACCACCUUCUACGUGUACGUGUACGACUUCCGCCCGCCCCUGUGGAUCCAGAUCUCGUUCUCGCAGUACCCCAAGCUCAACCUCCAGCAGUUCUUCAUCACCUUCUCCACGUGCUUUCUGCUGCUGCUGUUGGUGGCCGCCAUUCUGUGGAAGAUCAAGCAGAAGUACGACAUGUACAGGAGAAGGCAGAGGCUGUUCGUGGAGAUGGAGCAGAUGGCCAGCCGCCCCUUCUCGCAGGUGCUGGUGGAGGUGGAGCGGCGGGACCGGCUCCAGGCCAACGGAGACGCCCUCGGCCCCCUGCACAAGAGGAAGAAAGACUCCCCCAGCCCGAUAGCGCUGGAGCCGUGCUGCGGCAACCGGGCGGCUGUGCUGUCGCUGCUGGUGCGCCUGCCCACGGGAGGGGAGGCGUUCACUCCGCCCGGCCAGUCCGCGGGACUGGCCAUAGCCUCGGCGCUGGUGACCCUGGGCAACCCGCGCAAGGUGAGCAUCGACCCCGCGUGCAAGACGGACGCAAAGUGCAAGUCGCGCAAGACCCUGUCCAGCCAGCACCCGGACAGCUGCAUAUAGCAGUCGUAGGCGGCCGGCCAGCCGCGUCGCCUUCACGUUCCCCUGCCGGUGCAUUCCUUGUCCCCCCCGCCCUGCUAUGAUGAUAUUAUUCCCGGCCCCACCCGGCGUGUAGUUCUCGCUGCGUGUGCGGUGCAGUCGGCGACGGAACGCUCGUGAACGGACGAAGCCCGCAGCGCCGACCGGGAACACAAAUGGUUUGAACGCCUAUCGUGACCUCGUUCGUUUUGUCGACCGUCAGCUCAUUAGCUUCAUUCUUCCACUCAUUAUUUAUGUGAUAGGUGCGUGAAUUCUUUAUCGGACACCAAGAGAGAAAAGAGGAAGAGAGAGAGAGAGAGAGAUAGAGAUGUUUUCUUAUGUCUGUUUUUAUAUACUCACGUUUAAAUUGUAGUUUUCUCAUUUAUGUCCCAAGUAACAUGGAAUCUGCAAUAUGUAUUGUAAGAAUAAUUUGGUGCUAUGAGGAACUGGAUUAAGCAAUCAAAUGGUAAUUCUUGAAGGAAAACUUUUUAAACAAUUUUGGAAAGACUUGCCAGGGAAAUAGAAUUUGGACAUUUUAAAGUAAUUUUAGGUGUAUACUGUUAUAACUGUAGUCUAUUGCAAUAUACUACCAUAGGCUAUUAGGCAAGAGAUACAAGUUUCUCUCUAAACAAAUGGCUUACUGUAUUGGGUUAGGAAGAACUGUAAUAGACCAUGUGUACCUCACGUAUCGGUGAGUCGUCUUCAGCUUGUCAUCUAGUCGUUCCCCAAUCGAGUCUGUGAAUGGGCGUUUCCUUUUAUACUGCUGUUUGUGGAUGAUCUUAUCAAGGAUUCGGAAAUUAUUCUCUGUGUGCGGGUUGCAAUUCUCUGACGUACCUUAGGUUACAGCUACUUAAAAAAAAAAUGCAUCACAAAAUUUUUUGUGCAUUGUCUUGUAACUGUCACGUGAUUGGCCAUUAGAUACCUUAGCAUCAUUGCACGUGUUUCUGUUAUGUGAUGUUUGUUUUUGAAGAAUAGUUUCUCUUUUUUUUUAUGCAGAUAAUUUUUGUAUGUCUCUUAACAUACAUAAAAUUAUUGAAUUUAAAUAAGUAAAACUUAAAAUUCCUUGCACUUAGUAAAAUGUGUAGUUUGACUGAUUGGCAGAUUAAUUUGAAUUGCAAUCCAAGUGUCAUACUUGUGUUUGGGUUCUGAAUUGCAAUGUAUUUUUGUUUCAGCAUGCAUAAAAAUGCCUUAAUUAUUUUUUGUCCAUUAGCGUGGUUGGAUUAACAAGUGCUUGUACGUUGAUACAACUACAUGGUUAAAAUGUUAUCUCAGGCCUUCUUUUAGUCUGUCAGUUUUCCUUGCACCCUUAAAAUGCAAAAAAAAAAAAAAAUUCAACAGAUGGUUGGAAAAUUGUAUUUCGUUAAAUGUUCUUCAAGGAGAAUAGUAAAUACCAUUGUAUUACAGAAUAUAGUUCAGGCAAUAAAUGAGGCAAGGCACUAAAGCCAACACAGAACCACUUUCUGUGGCGUAUGCUGUUUUUCUCUACACUGGUCAAAACUUUGAGUGAUAUUUUGUUUAGUCUUGGUUCUCCCCCAAGAGCGUUGUAGGCAAGAGAAGAGGUGUGGGUAGCUCUUCCUUCAUGGCAGUCCCUUGCAGUUGGGAAAAGGGAAGGGGCAGUCUCCCAAAGUUGCAUUAUUUGUGUAAUCUUGGAAGUUAUGAAACUAUUUCUUUUUAUUUUGUUCGGACAUCAAGAAUUUGAAAUUUUCUUUCCAGUAAAAAGACAUGUUAAGAUUUUAUUUUAAUAACUCAACAGAAAUAUUUUCUAAACACAACAAACUUAACACAAUAAUUUUUUUUUUAGUCUGUGGGUAUACGAUUCACGUAAGUUUAAGUGGUUCUUUUUUUUCCAAUGUAGGAAUUAUGCAGGAAGUGGGUCAAGCCCUACUAGUUUGGCUUCAUUCGCAGCUCUUUACCAUACAUAAAACAUAUUUCAGAUUUCAAAUUUAAAAAUAUUUAACUUUUGUAGUUUAAAAUAGUUGACAUCAGCAAUAUACAGCCACUGGUUUUAUUGCCAUGUAUAACUACUGCCAUCUUCAGGUGACGGGCGGUUGUGUUUCAAGUUAUUCAACGGUUUCCGCAGUUGGCGUGGUCUGCUUCUCUUGCGGUCCCUGGUCGAAUUGCUCCUGCGUGCCAGAUGUUUCCGUUCCAUCACUUGUUCUCCCCCAUUAACAGACUGUCGGAUAGUGUUUGGUCUGCCCCCACGAACUGCUCAGCGAGCAAUACUCGUGUGCACCCUACCUCGGACUAAGUCACACAGAAGUAUUCAUCUCAACCAGUGUGAUGUUAUACCAGUUUAGUCAUUCAAACAUUCCAAAAAAAGAAAAUACCCUCAGAAUGGAAACAUGCUAAACAAAAGUUGUAAAGGUUAGGGUCCUAUUGCAGACGUCUUCCCAUGGAUCACCAUUUUUUUUUUUUUUUUUUUUUUUUAAAGGUUGCAUACGUUGUUGGAAGUUUACGCUAAACCAUUGUUUUUUUUUAAUUUCGUGACAAAAAGAAAUAAGCAAGUUAAUGCAGACCUAUCCACUGAAAGUAUGGCACUGACUGCAUUUCUUUUGAUUCUCGAUUGUAAGUUAGCAUUUUUUGUUGUGCAAGGAUUCUAAGAAACAAACAGCAGAAAUAUUCUUGAGGAUUGUUUGUUUAUUUAUUACAAACUAUGAUUUGUAUUAGCAAUACUGUAUUUCAGAAACCAGGAAAUUAUGCUGUUAUUGAGUCAUAAUUAAGACUGUGCUCUUUCAGAAUUUGCGAACUGUCACUCAUGCAUUUAUGUAAAUAAUCUUGAGUGCUGUGGAACGCUUAAAAAAUUGUAACUACUGUUCAUAGCAGUUUUCUGUUUAGUUAUUUUGUGUAAAAUAUAUUUUCAAAAUGUGAAACUGGUAUUAAUUUUUAAACCUUAGCAUAAAAUUGGGUGUGACAGGUCUUGAAGUGCAGUGUGAAAUGGUGACUGUUUUUAAUCAGUGGCAUUUUAUAUUUAUUUGUUAUGAAUUUGUUAUUUUUAUUUACGUUAGUGUAACAAUUAUUUUAUGAGUGUAACCAAAAGUCUGAAAAUAUUUUGUACAUUAAUGGUAGAUCUGGUCAAGUAAUGUACAUGGUACCAUCAUCACAAAGUUUCACUAUUAAGAUUUUCAAUUUAAAAAAAAAAAAUUCACUAGUAUUUAGCAAGUGCAAUUAAUAUCUUACUUUUUUUUUGUGAUACUUACAGUAUUUAAAAAAAAUUUUAAUACAUGGUUGAUUAUUGAGAUGAUAUUUAUGUAUUUUGUUGUGAUAUUUAUGCAAAGAGUCCUGCCUGGUUUACUCUAGAGUUUGUCAGUUUUUUUUUCAAAGGAAACAACAAAUAAAUGGCAGACUGUCA
Molecule: messenger RNA, 7371 nt
Organism: Bacillus rossius redtenbacheri
Lineage: Eukaryota; Metazoa; Arthropoda; Insecta; Phasmatodea; Bacillidae
Gene: dsd
Product: attractin-like protein 1
Exons: 23
Coding region: 183-4007 (1274 amino acids)
Cellular component (GO): Golgi apparatus
Molecular function (GO): protein binding
Source: RefSeq, a predicted model, not a curated record